UUCCAUCUUUCUAAAGGUGAGUUCUAAAAAAUGAUGACGUGAAACGAUGAAGUCUUGCUGUGUUGUCACCAUCUGUUUGCACAGGAACAAAGUGCUUCAAAGCAAACAUGAUGAAAUAAACAGACGUGUCAAGUUUCGUAAAACGGCAAAGCUGCAUUACAUACGGGCUCCAGAACGGAAGAUAUCCCGAUAGCGUUUACGAAACAGGGAACUAGCGCUGUUAUUUUUUCGUAAGUACUUGCUGUGAAGUUUCUGCGUUGAUUUGUGAAGACUCUUGCGCAAUAUUGUACAUAAGUGCGCAAUAGUUCAGAAAGGAUGAAUGUGGGCACGGCGCACAGUGAGGUCAACCCAAACACACGAGUGAUGAACAGCAGGGGUAUAUGGCUCUCCUAUGUGCUUGGCAUCGGCCUCCUACACAUCAUAUUGCUCAGCAUACCCUUCGUCAGCGUGCCUGUGGUCUGGACCCUCACCAACCUCAUCCAUAACUUGUGCAUGUAUAUCUUCCUACACACGGUAAAAGGAACGCCGUUUGAGACUCCGGACCAAGGCAAGGCCCGGCUUCUAACCCACUGGGAACAGAUGGACUACGGGGUCCAGUUCACUGCCUCUCGGAAGUUUCUCACCAUCACCCCUAUUAUACUGUAUUUCCUGACCAGUUUCUAUACAAAGUAUGACAGGGUCCACUUCAUCAUCAACACCAUUUCCCUGCUCACCGUACUUAUCCCCAAACUGCCUCAGUUCCACGGGGUCCGUCUCUUUGGAAUUAAUAAGUACUGACGAGGCUUUGAUCUUCAACACGAGAGGAUGUGUGGUCACUUACUUCGUGGGAAUAAAAAAAGGGGAAAUUGCUCUGCUGCUAGACCGUCGAAGUGGCUGAAUGAUCUGCUACGGUAUCACUUUUAUCUGUGUUUUUUAUAUAACAUUCAGUAGAUGCAAACACGGUUGUAGAACCACCAGCAGAAUGCAGCAAAAGAGGGUCUCUGGAGAUGCUAAGACAGCGCUGUGUAUGUCAUUUGGACCCGUGUGUUAGAUUUCAGUCACUUUGGCAGUGAGUCAGCACAUCCCAAUGUUCAGCACAGGGUGUUUAGAAAGAGAAAAAAGGUACUGUGUUUUUGAAGAAAGUGUACAAGGCUAUUUUUAGCCCGGGUGCAAAAGACUGGCUUCAGUCCCAUAGUUGGACAAUGUCACCCUGUCCUGAUAAAACUUUUGCCAGACCCGUAUUUCAUGUUUUUAGAUUUAAAACAAAACUAGUUGAAUUUUAUAUAUGCACAACCUGUUCAAAUGUUUUAUAUGUCAUAUCUAGUGUUUUCCAGAGCCCUAACAGUCUCAAACCUUUCACUCUUUUAUGACAUGCACUUAAUAUUGAGUAACAGAAAAGUUACAUGGACGCAUGGGAAUUAAAAACUGCAGGAGUGGCUUCAGAUUGGGAGAAAAGACACAAGGGAAUAUUGGAUUGGAUUCAUUUUUUCCCCCAAUAGAGAAACUGCAGUCUGUGGAUAUGACCUUUGGUCCAUAAUUUUGUUGGACUCUUGUGUACAGCUCCUGCACUGUCCACCAUCCAGGUCUGGGUGAGGAUAGAUUACAUGUUAAUGCAGUUUGCUAAGGUACAGAAUAUUUCUGUGUGAUUGUGAAUAAGAUGUCUAAGUGCUUAUCAUUGUUUACGGUCAAUCCAAAUGUUCACUUUUACCAUGUCUGUCUCACAAAGGCAGUAACUGAAACAAUCUGUCACAGUACAGAUCUUGAUUUAAAAUACCAGAUUUUAGUUUUGACCAAAUAUGUAGUUACGGCAUUUUGCCUUUGAACAGCAGUAUGGACUGAUGACAGGCCCUGUGAUAUGCAUUUUGCAUGACAGCACUAUAAUGAGCAUAGUUUCUGCAUUAGUAACUGUCUUAAUUUUUGUACCAAAAAGUUAUAUUGGAAUGAUGUAUGGUCUGUGACUAACCCUGCAGACAUAUAGUACUUACCAAGCAAAAUUUUCAAAAGGUUGCUUUGAAAAUGACAUUGCUUGCAUUUAUUGUCUUGUACAGCAUUUCCUUGUCAAUUUUAGUCGCUGUUUAUUAUGUGUAUGUGAGUUUGUUUUAGUGCUGCUCUUUCUUCAAUGAUAUGGAUCAUUGUGAAACCAGUGAUCCUGCCGACGUGGAGCAACACUUUAUCUAACAGAUCAGCUGACCUUGAUCUAUAUUUGUUCUUAUUUUAGUUUGCUUUGUAAGUCUUAUUCUGUGUUUUCAACAUUUUGUCGACAUCAGUAUUUGCAGUAGCAACUGUAUUUUGCAAAUAGCAAUAUUACAGUCGAUGAUUGCUUUAGAAUUUAUUUGUUGGCAGGGUACCUUUCGCAAUCGUGUUUGAUGCAAUUGCAGAGCAACUGUGACAGGGCUGAUACUAUGUGAAAAUCAUUUUUACUGUUCAUCAGCUGGGCUUCAGUUCUCAUCAUUUUUAAUGUAUCAUCUCUUACUUUGACCGGCUUCAACAGUUGUAGCUAAUGGGAUUGUUCCGUGUAAUUAAAUUUUGGCCCAUGCCAUAUUAAUACAUUUACACUGACUAUUUAACCACGUCUAAUCUUUAAAAGAUUGGUUCACUACCAGAAUAAGCAUUUCCUGAUCAUUUCCACACCACUAUGUCAUCCAAGAUGAUGUCUUUCUUUUUUUUAGUCGAAAAGUAAUUAAGGAAAACAUUCUAGGAUUUUUGUCCAUAUAGUUGACUUCAAUGGGAACCAAAAGGUUAAAGGUCCAAAAUGCAGUUUCAAUGCAGCUGUAACGGGCUCUACACAAUCCCAGAUGAGGAACUAGAGUCUUGUCUAGCGAAAACAUUGGUUAUUUUCUAAAAUAAAAAUACUUUUUAGCCACAAAUGCUUGUCUUGCACUAGCUCAACUUCACACAUUACGUAGUCACAUUGGAAAGGUUGCAUUACCAAAAGCUGACGUAAAAAUAUAAGGGUCGUCUGUAACUUUGUAAUAUUACACUGAAGGUGAUCUUUUUUUAACUUGUAACCAUAAUUCCCACCCUUGUCCAGUUGGUGGCUAGUGCACUCCAGUGUGCCAGUUUUUGCCAAGUCCGUGUUUUACCCGUGGAAUUGGGCUACUAUUGUUUUUGAUGUCCGCAGGUUGAAUCGACCCCAAUAAUGUCAUAUUUAGCCCCUGAAAUGCGAAUUUACCAGGGGAACCCCAACAAAAAACGUGGAUUUUAUCCCCUCGAUUGGGUUUUGGGCUAGUUUUGAGUAGCAAUUGGGUGGGUUUUGUUGUGAAAACCUGGCAACCCUGAUCCAGAACAAAAACGAAACUGUCACAAAUCUUUUGCUAUGUGUUUGAUUACAUACAGGCAACUACCCAGUUUUAAGCUACCUUGAUCUAUCACAUACGCCACAUUAAAGAGCGCCAAAACUGUAUUUAUUGCUUGAAUUACCUAAUGAAAUGGACAGAAUUUGAAAUUCUGAGACUUUUUCAUAUGAAAAGUAUCAAAGCGUAGCCUAUUGUGAUUUAUUGGUGCACAAUGUACACAAUGUACUGUUUAUUCAGUAACGGAAAACAGCAUAGAUCAAAAGAUCGUAGAUUCACAAAAAUGAGUAUCAAUUAAAAUCGAGAAAAUGCAGAUUUUUUUUUUUACCCAACUCGUAUUUUGUUGUUUUUGUCUUUCGCUGUCACUGCUGGGUGUGGUGUUGAAUAAGAAAUGUGACACAUGGUCUCUGUUCAUCAGUUCUCUUCAUACAUAAAUCAGUCCAUAACCCUAUAUGCUUGUUGUUCAAGUUCAUGAUUAAAAAUGAAAAUGUGAACAAAAAUAAAAGCAAUUAAAUGUGUUAUAAUUAAAAGAUGAAAAUUAAAAUGACGGGUUAUAAUAGAUUUUUUAAAGAAUUGUUAUGACCCUGUCCUUCAAGCGUAGGUGGAAGUACUAAUUCACAGGGGGCGUCAGCGUUAACGCUUCUCAUUUAUUUUGAAUAGGUGAUGUCGUGUGUGGCUGGACUGAAUUGUGGAUCAGUUGUGUCGUGCCACUGGCGUUGCUCACGGCAGACGCUAGCCAUUCACGUUCAUGCAACACUAGACAAGUAAUGUGAUUGGCUAUUGUCACUAUGAUGAUUAUGUCACUAUGUCACUAUGACCAAGCUUCAGACAUGCCCUCCGUUGAGCAUUAACGUGCAAAGGAAGUCAAAAACCCUUUACCAAAAAAGGUAAAACAACUAUGUCGACAACUAUGUUUAUUUAUUUAUUUAUUUUUAGAAAAUGACUGAUCAUUUCGCUAGAUAAGACACUUAUUCUUUGGCUGGGAUUGUGUAGAGUCAUUUGAAACUGCAAUUCGGAUCUUCAACCCAUUGAUCCCCAGUGAAAAAGAGAAAAAUCAUGGAAAGUUUUCCUCAAAAACCUUAAUUUCUUUUUGGCUGAAGAAAGAAAGACAAACAUCUUGAAUGACAUAGGCGUGAGUAAAUUAUCAGGAAUGUUUUAUUCUGGAAGUGAACUAAUCUUUUAAUGCUACGAGCAUUGAAUCUUUGUUUUGGGAGCUGUAAGAACAAGUCCUCCGGAUUGGAAGUUGGUCUGUUGUGGUAUUGCUGGUAGGAUGUGGAUGUCAGGGUUCAUGCUGAGUGACUUCAGAGUCUUUCUUUCUCGUGUAGUCAAGUACGACGUCUUUCAGUUGCAGCAGAGUCUCUCGGAGAAAUUGUCAGUUGUUGUACUAUUCUGCCAUCUCUAAUUGACAGUUUCUCCUGUUUACGUUCACACAGUGAUUGUGAUUGACAGCAGCGCUGAGGCCACUCCAUCAGCGAUUUACUAGCUGCACGGCGGGAUGCUGUGCAAGGUUAAACAGCAGGGAUAAUCUUAUCCUGAGACUGAUGAAGCGUAUUCAUCAGUUAAUGUGAAACAAUGUGCAGUAAUGAAUGAAUGAAUGAAUGAACUCUACCUGACAUUCCACAAUGAGCCAGAUGAAUGAAAGCAGACAUUUAAAGAGAUAGUAAAGCCAAAAAUAGAAAUCCUAUCAUUUAUUAACCUUUGUGGCAGCCCAAAGCUGAUUUUCUUUCUUAUGUGAAACACAAAAGGAUAUUUUUGGGACAUUGGACCCCAUUUACUUAUUAUGUGGUCCAAAAAACAUUUCUGAUUUACAGAAAAAAUAAGGCUUACAUGUUUGCAACAACAUGAGGGUGAGUGAUAAAAUCGAAUGAUGGCAGCAUUUAAGUUUUUGGAUGAGUAUAAAGAAGAUGAGUAUUUUGGACAGUAUAAAGAAGGCACUAUGCUUGUAUUCCGGUGUGCAACGUGAGCCAAGGCCGUGCUCUUUGGGCUGUUACCCAAAGCCGGCAACUUUUUAAACAUUGACUGGGUGAGAGUGGGUCAGAAUGGGCGAGAGUAAGGCCUCGUGUCAGUGUCAGCUCUCCAUUACUAGCUGCAGCCUGUGUAAGCUGUCUAUCACCCUGUCAACACGUCUCUUUCCCCUCAGUGAGCAGAUCUGUUCCAAACGUGAGGUGAUUCCUUCCUUCUACACACAUUUACUGGUUUACUGGUCUUUUUGACUCUGAUCAUUUUGAAUGACACCCCAGAUAGUAUGUGUAUUAUUUUUAAAUAUUGUAUGCCAUGGUUGUAUGUUUAUUAUGUUACACUAGCCUUGAAAAGUCUUCACCUGUAGCAUUUGAAGUAAUACAGUGAUAUUUAUGUUUGCACGAAGGGCUGUCGGCAACAGGACCAAGUCACAUUGAUGCAGCACUCAAAGCUGACUGUUCAUCAAAUUAUAGCCUGGAGUAGCCUGAAUAUUCGCCACUCUUAUGGGAAUUUCUUUUAUAUACUCUUAAAAAUAAAGGUGCUUCACAGUGCCAUAAAAGAACCUUUUUUGUUUAAAUGGUUCCAUAAAGAACCUUUAACAUCUAAAGCGAUGUGAACCUUUUGUGAAACAAAAAGGUUCUUUGUGGCUAAAGAAGGUUCUUCAGAUUAUUAAAAAAGUAAGAAAGAGAUGGUUCUUUGAAGAACCUUUGACUGAAUGGUUCUUUGUGGAACCAGAAAUGGUUCUUCUGUGGCAUCGCUGUGAAGAACCUUUUAAAGAGUGUACAGAGAGAAUUGAUUAAUUUGGUAUGAAGUAUUUGUAGACAUACACACUGCUUUUCAAAGGUUUGGUAUUGGUAAUAAUUUUUUUUGGAGAUAUCUAAAAGAAGUCUCUUAAGCUCUCACCAAGACUGGAUUUGUUUGAUCAAAAAGAAUUCUAUUUUACAGUUUGUAAUAACUGUGUUACCAAUGCUUCUGUAAAACUGUAAAAGUCUUUGCUGUUAGGUUACUUUUGAUCAAUUUAAUGCAUAUAAAUCUUACUGACCCCAAACUUUUGAAUGGUAGUGUAGAUGGAGUGGGUAACAGUUGUUUGAUUUUAUGUUGGAACAUGAUAACUUAGAUACUGAAAGCAGGUGUAUUGGUAAUUACAGUAGUGAUGGUAUUUACGUAUUAAACGGAAGGUUUGAUUUGUAUUGCACUGUAAGAAAAUCUGUAAAACUGAAAAGGUACUGCUUUUAUUUCUGACAGAACAUUAUCUGUUCAGAUUACAGACAUUUCCUUCAACCUUAAAACACAAUGCAAUGCAUAAUUUAUAAUACGGGUAAAACACCAGUGGAAAAUCAAUGCGGAAAUUUCUUUCACAUUAACACAUUUUUACAGACUUUUCUUAGAGUGUGGUAGAUGUUGAAAAAUCAGCAGUUCAACCAAAAUGAUUUUAAUUAUCCAUUUAUGUAAUGUCAUUAAAAAUAAAAG
Molecule: messenger RNA, 6701 nt
Organism: Labeo rohita (rohu)
Lineage: Eukaryota; Metazoa; Chordata; Actinopteri; Cypriniformes; Cyprinidae
Gene: ormdl3
Product: ORMDL sphingolipid biosynthesis regulator 3
Exons: 4
Coding region: 316-777 (153 amino acids)
Biological process (GO): negative regulation of ceramide biosynthetic process; ceramide metabolic process; intracellular sphingolipid homeostasis
Cellular component (GO): endoplasmic reticulum membrane
Source: RefSeq, a predicted model, not a curated record